Clunio marinus is the source of this 2312-nucleotide messenger RNA. NCBI's taxonomy places the organism in Eukaryota, Metazoa, Arthropoda, Insecta, Diptera, Chironomidae. The record is from the annotation of a GenBank genome assembly.
GCGAUUCGCAGCACAUUUUUUGUUCGUGAACAACUGAAAUUUAACAAAUCAAAGAAAUAUUUAGAAUUCUAAGUGAUAAUGUUAGAUCACAGCGAGUUAAUCGCUGGAAUUUCAGUUCUUAUUUCAUUCUUUGUUGGCUAUCGCUACGGGUUGAAAGUUAGUGGAACUGACGAUUACGAUGAUAGUGCAUGUAAAUCAAGUAAAAUGCAAACGAAACAAUCUGCUCCAAGAGGAGAAUACAAAAUGAUUUUAGUCGUUCGUAACGAUCUGAAAAUGGGAAAAGGAAAAAUUGGAGCCCAAUGUGGACACGCAAGUGUAGGUGCUUAUCAAAAAGCAAUGGAAAGAAACCCAGCGAUUGUUGAACGUUGGGAAUAUUCUGGCUGUGCAAAAAUUUGCGUCAAAGUUGAAAGUGAACAAGAAUUGAUGAACAUCAAAAAAGGCGCGAGCGUUCAUGGAUUGAAUCAUUAUUUAGUGCAUGAUGCUGGAAGAACUCAAAUUGCUGCUGGAAGUGCAACUGUCUUAGCCGUUGGCCCAGCUCUUAAUGACCAAAUCGACCUUCUCACCGGCAACCUGCGGCUUCUCUAAAACAAAAUUUAAUCAAUAAAAUCAUCUCACAUCAUUUUUUUCAUAAAAUUUUUUAUUAGAAGACUAAAAAUAAAAAAGUUUUUUUUUUCUAAAAUAAAAGAAAUUUAAUUACAUUUAAUUUAAAACCAAAGACCUUCGUCAUCAUCUUUGCUCGUCUCAGCUUGAUUCUGUGAUGACUCAGCCGUCUCAUUCUGAUCAUUUUCAUCAUCAGAGUCUGAAAUUUCAAGAUCAGCAAGUCCACCACCAUCAUUUGGUAUCAUCUGUUGCGGUUGUUGCUGAAUCUGCUGCUGUUGCUGUUGAAGUUGAUUGUAAUCUUCUUGAGAUAUUUGUUGAGGUUGUUGGAAGUUAAAAUCAUUAACAUUGAACGCUUGUUGUGCGAAUGAUCCAUAAUAGUUCUGCUGCUGCUGUUGUUGCUGCAAUUCAUCAACUUCCGACGGAUCUUGAAUGUUUGCUGAGUAUUCAAAGUUCUCUUGAUACGGCUGUGGUUGUUGUGGCUGAAGUGGCGGUUGGAUUUGAAUGACAGGUUGGCUCGUUGUUUCAUCUUUCUUUAUCAGGAAAUCGGAAGGAUCGUAAUUAGGAUCAAAGUCCAUCGAUUCAUCUUGUUGUGGCUGUUGGGAAGUUGAAUAAUAACCAAGUUGAAUCAUUGCUUCAGCAGCUUGUUGACUGUCAUUAUCAUCUUGACCUGGAACUAAACCUUGUUGCAUGAUCAUUGCUUGAUCAUCUUGCAACAUUAUUUGUUGUUGUUGAUCACUUGGAAUGCCUGACACGUCGAAUGACAUGCUGAAGUUGUCAGACUGAUAACGCGAGUCUUCCUGCUUCACAGGGCCAGGUCCAAAGUCACCAACAACGUCAAUGACUUCUUCUACAGGUUUAAUCUUCUCUUUCUUAACAUAUUUACUUGGACCCGAGCCAGGAUUCUUCCUUGGACGUCCACGAGCACGUUUAACUUCAGGUUGUGAUGUCACAGUUGAUGGACCAGCUCGUAGUUCGCUUCCAUCCAAGUCAUCGCCAUCCCCCGCCAGUCGAUUCGAUGAGAAAUCGGCAAAUGAUUCAUCGUCACCCCAGUUGAAGUCCAAUUCCUUCGCUCGCUCUUUAACUUGUGCAAUGUUCGCUUCCAAAUGUCCAAUGUCGAGACCUUCAAGAGAGCUUUUCGUAAAGUCGACAAGAACUUUCGCUUCCUUCGUUAGUUUCGAUUCUGGUCCAUUAAACUUCUCGCUGUUACCAGCAAUCAACUGAAUGUCAGCGAGAAAAUCAACACGUGAAUGGUAUCGAUGUGCAGACACUUUCUUUGUUAUCGUUUCUAAAUCCAUUGGUUGCUUUAUGAUGUCGUAAUAUCCUUUAACUAACUUCUUAUUUACCGGCUUUAAGAAUGCCCAACUUUCCUGUCUUGGCUUUAACUUUCCGUUCAAGAACUUCUCGAAAAUAAACGACAAAGCCGCUUGAUCAUCAUCACCGAGAAGUGGAUUAAUUGCCUUCUCUAACAACAUCAAUUUAUCUUCACGUUCAGCUAGACGAUCGACACACUUCUGAAGAAGUCUUUUAGCAGCCAUCGUAAUGUUAUUCGUUGGUCCAUUAUAAAGUGAAGAAUUGUCAACAAUUUGGUUGAUGUCAGCGAGAAAUUCUUCUCUCGUGUUGUAUUUCCUUUGACGAAGUUUCUCUCUCAUUGUUGUCAAAUCCAUCGGACUUUGGACGAUCUUAUAAUAAUCCGGAACUUUCUUAGCAUUCAC